Molecule: messenger RNA, 3316 nt
Organism: Hypanus sabinus (Atlantic stingray)
Lineage: Eukaryota; Metazoa; Chordata; Chondrichthyes; Myliobatiformes; Dasyatidae
Product: bromodomain-containing protein 3-like
Exons: 19
Coding region: 209-3316 (1035 amino acids)
Biological process (GO): positive regulation of transcription elongation by RNA polymerase II; chromatin remodeling
Cellular component (GO): nucleus; chromatin
Source: RefSeq, a predicted model, not a curated record
GAGCACACACCUAGAGAUCUUCUGAUUCCCAUGAAGACACGCCAAUUUUCAGCUGGGACACUGACCUUUGAUCUGCCUGUCUCCAGAGCCACGAGAUCUUGGACUUUCGAAGCAGAUACCUUGUGAAGUAAUGGGUUUAAUAAAUGGCCAAGGUCAUCGAAUGGAAAUGUAGGGAAAAACUAUUGGCUUUGAAGAACUUAAAUUCAAAAUGACAUCAACUGAAGAUAAAAAGGCUAUGCAUGAGCGUACGCUUGUGAAUCCACAGCCACCAGUAUACUGUGAUCCAAGUAAACCCAGCCGCAUGACAAAUCAGCUGCAAUAUUUGCAGAAUGUGGUGGUUAAAGCUUUGUGGAAACACCAUUUUGCCUGGCCAUUCCAGCAACCUGUUGAUGCUGUGAAGCUAAACCUGCCUGAUUAUUAUCAAAUAACGAAGAAACCAAUGGAUCUGGGUACAAUCAAAAAACGCUUGGAAAACAAAUAUUAUUGUAAAGCAAUGGAGUGUAUAGAAGACUUAAAUACAAUGUUUACCAACUGUUAUGUUUAUAAUCGGCCAGGUGAUGAUAUAGUUCUAAUGGCACAAACGUUAGAGAAGCUAUUUUUACAGAAGGUGGCAAAAAUGCCUCAAGAGGAAAUAGAACUUCCAGUGGCUAAUAAAAAAGCAACUCAUGGAAAAGGAAAAGGAUCAGUGUCCUCAACUGUGCAAUCAAAGUUUUGUCCACCUGCUUCUGAAGCUACAGUUCAGAAACCAAUAAUAUCAACCGGGACAAAAUCAACAUUACUACCAGUUACUCCAAUUCGACCUCUAAUUUCCGCAAGCCAACCUGUUACAAAAGUAAAGAAAGGUGUAAAAAGGAAGGCAGAUACUACUACACCCACUACUUCAUUUUCUAAUACAAGUAGCAAAUCCUUGCCAAGAAAGCCUACAAAAAUCUGUUCCCAGAAGGUAACCAGUCAGUCCAUCAAGGCGCAUACAAAGGAUUUACUGGAUUCUCAACAGCACCAAGCUGGAAAAAAAGAAAAAAUAAUGGAACUUUUACAAGACUGUAAUAAUAUACUCAAAGAAAUGUUUGCAAAGAAGCAUGUUGCGUAUGCUUGGCCUUUCUAUGAACCUGUGGAUGCUGAGGCAUUGGGACUUCAUGAUUACCAUAAUAUCAUUAAACACCCCAUGGACCUUAGUGCUGUGAAAAGAAAAUUGGGCAAUCAAGAAUACAAAGAUCGAGAAGAGUUUGCAGCAGACAUGAGAUUAAUGUUUUUGAACUGUUACAAGUAUAAUCCACCAGACCAUGAAGUGGUAGCUAUGGCCCGAAAACUUCAGGAUGUUUUUGAGAUGCUUUUUGCAAAAAUAUGUAAGAAUCCUGUAAAAAGUACAGUUUUGGCACAAUCUACAACUCGUAUCGCUGAAUCAUCAAGUGAAAGUAGCAGUGGGAGUUCCUCUGAAAGUAGCUCUGAAAGCUCAGCUAAAGAACAGAAGAGGCGCCUUGCUCAGCUUGAAGAUCAGUUGAAAGCAGUACAUGAGCAGCUUGCAGCAUUAACACGGAUUCCACUCUCUAAGUUGAAGAAAAAAAGCAAAGACAGAAAGGAAAAGAAGAAAAAAGAUAAAAAUAAAUCUAAAAAUUUGGAAUGGAAGAAAAUACAAUCCAAGCAAUCGCAGAAAAAGAAAUUUAAUAAAGCUACUUUGGAAAGCCGGCAGUCAAAGAAAAUGAAGCAGAGUGCUCCUGUUUUGUGUGAUUCAGAAGAAGAGGAUAAUGCUAAGCCAAUGACUUAUGAUGAAAAGAGGCAACUGAGUCUUGAUGUAAAUAAGCUUCCUGGUGACAGACUGGGGCGUGUUGUCCACAUAAUACAGUCAAAGGAACUAUCCUUGAGAGACUCUGAUCCAGAUGAAAUAGAAAUUGACUUUGAAACUUUAAAACCAUCAACACUAAGAGAACUGGAAAGAUAUGUUAUGGCAUGUCUAAGAAAGAAACAAAAAAGUCUUGGUUCAAAGAAAGCACCAGGAAGAUCUAAGGAAGAAAUUCAAUUGGAAAGAAAACAAGAGCUAGAGAAAAGAUUACAGGAUAUGACCGGACAUCUGAAUUCUGGAAAGAAGCAAGCAAAAAUAUCUCAAAAGAAUGAUCCGGCAGAAGAAACAGGUGGAUUUUCCAGAUUAAGUGAGAGCAGCAGUUCCUCAGACUCUGAAAGUGACAGCAGCAGCAGUGACUCUAGUACCUCAUCUAGCAGUGAUUCUGAACCAGAGACAAUUUCAAAAAAGAAAUGGAACAAAAGUAACAAUAUUCUCACUAAGGAGGAAGAAAUGGUAACUUUAACAACAUUAAUGCCAUUGGAAUUGUCAAAUGCUUUUGGGUUUCUAAACUUGUCUUUUCCCUUCCUAAAGCUUGGUCACCCAAAUUACAAGUUGAAAUAUUCCUUGUAUCAGCCAGCAUUGGAUUAUUUUCCUCAAGUGCAGCCAUUAUAUGUCAGAGAAGUAACAGAAUCACCACAAACAUAUAGUCAUCCUAUUUUAUCUGAUAGCCAAAAGACAAAAAUGCGACCUUCUCAGCCAGAGCAAUUUGUUCCAGCAGAGAUAAUAAUUUCACCACCAGGACUUGCUCCAGUUGUAUCGCCAUUGCAGUCACCACCUUUGAAAGUUGCACAUCCAUCAAUGAACUGUUCUCUUCAAUCCAGUCACCCAAAAGAAUCGAGGACAUACAAUAUAGAAGAAGAUGUUAAAUGCUUCCCAAUGAAUCUGACCAUGCCAAUUCCUGAAACAAGCAGUGACCUGAAGUCUAUUACAGUACAAAAAAAUAUGGAGCAUAUCCAUCCCAGAGAAACAAAAACAAAUAGUAACUUGGAAUUAUUGUCAGAGCCCAAAGCCUGCCUUACCCCAAAGAAGGAAAUUGAGGUCAAGAAUGUAAAUUGCUGGACAAAUUUGGGCAAAAUAGUGACACCUACAUCAGCGAUAAAAUCUUGCAGUGAAAGCUUCAAGUUAUUCCGGAAAGCAGUGCUUGAAAAGGAAGAACGUCAAAAAGCUUUAAAAGCUCGGGCAGAAAUCAAAAGACUCAACCUUGAGCAAACUGAGAGUGGAGAAAGGAGUAAAGUGACAGAGCAACACAGCGAACCUGGGAAGGAAAUUGUUCUGGAAUCCACUCCAAGAGAUCCAAGUGGGCUCUGUGAGAAAGCAGCUGAGCAGAAAACGCAUGAUGAGCAGAAAGCACAGCAAGACCGAAAGCUAGCCAGGAAGCUGGAGCAAGAACGGAGGAGGAGGGAAGCAAUGGCAACAACUAUUGACAUGAAUUUACAGAGUGAUAUAAUGGCAACAUUUGAAGAAAAUCUGUAUUAG